Puccinia triticina is the source of this 1104-nucleotide messenger RNA. RefSeq lists its product as uncharacterized. NCBI's taxonomy places the organism in Eukaryota, Fungi, Basidiomycota, Pucciniomycetes, Pucciniales, Pucciniaceae. The coding region runs from base 1 to 1104 and encodes 367 amino acids. The transcript is spliced from 3 exons. The record is from RefSeq and is a predicted model, not a curated record.
AUGUCAACUCACUCGAAACAGUUUGACGAAUAUUCUUCUGGAUAUGAAAGUGUGGACGAUGACAAGCGGAUCAUCACUACUGCAACCCGAUCCUUCAGAGCGGGAAGCACGGCCUCGUCAGAUACAGAUUCGUCUCACUCGAAAAGCUCCGCGGUCCCUGCCACUUGCAAGAGUUUGAGUGAUGUAGAAAGCCAAGUCUCCACCACAGGCGCCCCUUCGAGCCGAAAGGUUCGCCUGCUCAGUAAGCUGGCCAACUAUGAUGUGCGCCCAAAAUUACCUUCUUGGAUUUCACGCUUCCUUGGAUACCGAAAGGAUGGUAUCUGUCGCCCGAUAUGGAUGCUCCGGUGGCUUGACACCUUCAAUGUGCCUCUUGUGGUGGAAGAAUACUUUUUUGCUUGCUUCUGCACGGUUUUUGGCUUGAUAAGUGUAAUUGCCAUAAACACCUUGACACCCUUCUCCUCUCUUCCGAUACCACUCAGUCUAGGAUUCGUUGGUGCCCUGGCGAUUAUAUUGUAUCUGACUCCCCACUCGCCUGCAGCAUCACCGCGCAAUGCCAUUCUCAGUCAUCUGUUUGCCAGUAUGUCGGCUACCAUGAUAGCGAAGAUUUUUCUCGCCGAGGCUCAUCAGAAGAUCAUGAUUGCUGGCCAGCUGAGCAAUCAGACAGUGUGGCUAUGGGCUUGUGUCGCUGUCCUGAGCACACUGAUCUUCCAAAAGCUAUUUGGUCUUGUCCAUCCACCUGCCGGAGGCACCGCCCUCCUUGGGACAAUCCAACCCGCCUUUAUCAGAAUCGGUUGGCGAUACGUCGGUUUCGUUAUGUCGAGUGUACUUUGUAUGCUAGGAGUGGCGUUGAUCUGGGGUAACGUUGGCCGUCGCGCCUAUCCGGAUUUCUGGUUCAUCCAGCCCAGUCAACCUUCGAGCACCUGCAUAGCAAACCCCAAUGAUGAAGACUCUGUAGAUUUGUGCUCCGCCUCGGGACGAAUUAGCGACGGAAGCUAUCAGUCCGCCCAUAGCUCUAAAGAAAAUCUUACAAUAGAUUCAGAUUCAGGUUCGAGUUUAGAUAUCUCCAGCGAGAAGAACUGGUCGGUUUCCACACGAGCAUCAUAA